AUGCUGGCUUCUCCCUAUGAAGAAAUUCGGAAUACCUCUGGACACGCCUUGCCCCGGACUGAAGUGACUGAUGUCUCACUGCUAUGGAAGGUGGUAGCAGCCUGCUUUGCGGCUUUGCAGCUGGUCGGGUAUAUGAUGGUGGCUCUGGUAGCUGGCUCCCCUCCCCAUGAGUUGCGAAUCAAUGCUACAGUAUCUACAGUCAUUGCAUUUGUGUUUGUCGGUGCGGCUUAUGGUGUAUCAGCCCUGAUUUUCUUCGCCCAGCGCCACCAAAUAUUUUUCCUUCUCCAAUCAAUCUUCAUCCCAUAUUCAACGAUGAAUCUGCUUGCGCUUCUGAAUACCCUGUUCCACAUCCUCGGACAAAGCCUGCAAAUGAACACACUGUUGAUUGUGAUUAUUUGCCUACCCACUACUUUCUCAGUGUGCUACGCUCUCGCUGGAAUCUUGAUAUAUCGAGAGUAUGGUCGUCACCAAGCGGAGGAAGGCACGCCGCUACUCACUGACGAGGAGAUGCAACGUCGCCAGCUGCUUCGUUUGUUGGGGGAACGAAAUGUCAGUGCGCCAUCACCAGAACUUGUGCGGAAUACUUAUCGCUUCGAUUUACCUGAGGGUGAAACGGCGCAGAAAAACCGGAAUAAUUUGACUACGUGA
Penicillium coprophilum is the source of this 648-nucleotide messenger RNA. RefSeq lists its product as uncharacterized. Lineage: Eukaryota; Fungi; Ascomycota; Eurotiomycetes; Eurotiales; Aspergillaceae. The transcript has 3 exons. The coding region runs from base 1 to 648 and encodes 215 amino acids. The record is from RefSeq and is a predicted model, not a curated record.